ACUCAUCAGGUUAACUUUGGACCAGUUGCCCUGAUGCAGUCGGUGCGAGCUAAAAAAAAACAUGUCUCUGCUACAUAAUGAGACCACGGACCUUAAUGAUGCGAAGGAAAACGUAAAGAGAAAUGUGCGACAGUUUAUAAGCAGCGUGCCCAACAUUAACGUGUAGAUGGCGCGUGGACGUAGCGUUGGGCUAGCUGCGUGUAGCCCUUUGUGACCGUGUUUACACAUUGCCAGCUAGCUCCACGGUUGGCUAAUGCGAGCUAGCAAAAUGGACCUUGGAACAAUGUUGUACAACAAUUUAAAAGAACUUACAUGGAGCACCACGUCUUUACCCUUAGAUCAACUUGUCAGUAGUUAUAGGUUGCCUCAAAUUGCCAAGUUGGAUAACGGCCAGUUGGUUGAAGGACUCAGAGACAACGACUACCUCUUAAUUCAUUCCUGUCGUCAGUGGACGACUAUUACUGCUCACAGUCUGGAAGAGGGUCACUAUGUCAUCGGGCCCAAAAUAGAGAUACCAGUACACUAUGAAGGUCAGUUUAAGCUACUGGAGCAGGACAGAGAUGUCAAGGAGCCUGUGCAGUACUUCAACAGCGUGGAGGAGGUGGCCAAAGCAUUCCCUGAAAGGGUGUACGUCAUGGAAGAAAUCAUUUUCAAUGUUAAGAUGGCUUCAGGGGAAUGCAAUGAAGAUACUGAAGUUUACAACAUAACACUAAGCACAGGUGAUGAACUGACAUUAAUGGGCCAGGCUGAGAUCCUAUACGCCAAGACUUCCAAAGAAAAGUCUAGGUUCAACACAAUUUUUAAGAAGUUCGGGAAGCUAAACUCCAUCAGCAAGAUUGGUCGAGGCAAGAUGCCCUGCUUGAUCUGCAUGAACCAUCGCACCAACGAGAGCAUCAGCCUGCCUUUCCAGUGCAAAGGCCGGUUCAGCACCUGCAGUCCACUGGAGCUCCAGAUGCAGGACGGCGAGCACAUCAUCCGAAACAUCGUGGAGAAAACCCGCCUCCCUGUCAAUGUCACAGUACCCAGCAGUCCACCCCGCAACCAGCAUGACCUCCACCUCAUCCGGGAGGGUCAUCGCUACAAAUUGGUCAACAUUCAGACAAAGACUGUGGCUGUGUGCUGCGUCCUGCGAAGCAACAAAAUUAUCCCUGUCCAUUUCCCCUUUCACCUGGCAAUGCCGAGAGUUAUUAUUCCAGAAGAACUGCUACAAGGAGAGUUGUGGCUCGACACCAUGGUGCAUCGCUGGUUCUCCUUCUGCCACGAGCAGUUCGACAUAGACGACUAUUCCCGCGCCGUCCGGGACGUGCGGACCGACUGGAACGACGACGGGAAGAGCCCCAAGAAAGGCAACGGCAACGGCAGUUGCAGUGGAGGCAGCGGCAGCCCGAGCGGUUGUCUCAACCACAUGCAGGUUCCCAGCUCUUUGACCUACGCCCGGGAUGAGCUCACCCAGUCCUUCCACCGACUGUCCGUGUGUGUGUACGGCAGCAACCUGCACGGUAACAGUGAGGUCAAUUUGCAGGGCUGCAUGACCCUGUGCGGGGAUUGGGCUCUUCUUCCCUCUGACAGCAUCCCUGCAGACUCGGCAGAAAAUGAACACUUUUUCCCUGAACUGAUGGACAGCCCAAGUCAACAGCCCUCCCAAAACAGGUCAGACCUUCCCUACGAGGAGCUGUGGUUGGAUCAUCUGAGGGGUCAGAUCCCGAAACCCUCCGCAGCCGAGGGAACUCGAGGGACCAACAAUGGUUGUGGUACAACAGCAGCGCUGUCUUACCAGGUGACUUGUCCUAUGGGUGCAACUCCCAGUUUAGAUGUGUCUCUUACGCCACCACCGGUUCCACCCAAGUCUGAAGCUGUGAAGGAAGAAUGCCGUCUUUUGAAUGCCCCACCGAUUCCUCCAAGAAGUUUGAAGCAGAUGCCCUCUGUGCCCAUCCUGUCCAAACCACGGCAGCAAGAGACUCGGCCUCCAACUCCGACCCUCUCCUACUACUCCUCGGGUCUCCACAGCAUUAGUGGAGCAUCUGAGCAGGAGAAGGCGGACCCACAAGUGUGCUACCCCUGUAACUGGGUGAGAUCCGACAGCACUGAGCCGUACGCUCCGUUGCCCAGUGGUAGUCUGCCUUCGGAGGGGAUGUCCUCCAGGUUGUCUUGGCCAAAUCAUUUCAGUGGAGGACAGUCGCACAGCAUGGAGGAAGAAUUUCUACCAGCCAGCUGCCGUAGUUACUACAGUUACCCCAGGAAAAGAUCCCCAAAAACCUGUACGACCAGCCUUGUUGACUUUGAUGGCCGAGAGGACUUCAGGUCGCAGAAAGCGACCCUGAAUCAGUUCUGCGCCCAAUCUUCAAGUUACAACUCUGAAAUGUAUCGGAACAAGCCAAUAGAAGAAUCGAACACCAAGCAGAGCCUCUCUUGCCCCAGCUUACCCCCGAGAACACCGAAGUCCAACGCCACGCAGAAGAGCGCAGAUUUACUGUGCGACGCCAUCGGUGACAGCGAGCAGGAACCCUCGGAUCGCUCACUCACUCCACACGAGCAGGGCACCAAGGACUCAUCAACUCCCGGCUGCCCCCCCCUGCACCCCCCCACCGCACAGUGGCAGCCCCCGUGCAGUCUGGCCGGCCUUUCGAUUGAGGAGGUGUCCAAAUCUCUAAGAUUCAUUGGCCUGCCGGAAGACAUUGUUUCUCUUUUUGUGUCUGAGAAGAUCGAUGGGAAUUUACUCCUGCAGCUCACCGAGGAGAUUCUGUCAGAGGACUUCAAGCUAAGUAAACUGCAGGUAAAGAAGCUCAUGCAGUUCAUAAAUGGAUGGAGGCCCAAGAUAUAACAAACAGUAUGUGACACUAAGUUCUGUUAUUAAGCAGAGGGUCAUGCCUUCUUAUAUAUGCUAUGCACACCAAACCACAAAGAGUUUCUUUUUGUAGAAUAUGAAAUAAUGUUACUAUAUUGCGGGGAAAGACUCAAAGUCUGUGAUGGCUCUUUACUAACUGAAUUAAACCAUUAGGCACUUUCCAUAUCAAAUACUAUUUUCCUUCCCACAGCGUGCUAGUAGUCAUGUUGUGACACAAAUCCUAAUCCAAGCCAACAAAUGACAAUACAAACACUCACGUGAGUGAGGUGAGAUUUGCUUAACAAGGGCGUUGUACUACUCGGCCUUUGAAGUGGAAUAUCACAAUAUUAAUCACAAGCUAUUUGCAGGGUUUCUAAGAGAGCGCAGAGAAUGUACUGUGGUAUGUGUUGCCUCUUUAAUAUAUGAAGAAACACUGUAAAAACAUGUAGUUGAUACACAGUUAGACAUUUGGUUGAAUUUGCUAACCAAAACCUUGCCUUCCAAACUUUUAUUUCUAUAUGCGGUAAGUGACAAAUGGUCAUAUGUUUUAUGUUGCAAGUGCAUUUGCAAACAUCAACAAAAAUGUUAUUUUCUACAUUUAAAUGAAUCCAAAACUUACCCUUUCCUAACAGGAAAGCAUAACUGGUUCUUUUAAAAGAUUAAGCUCCUGUUCAAACGUAUGAACUCUCCUCAUGCAAGUUCUUAUUUCUAUUGGAUGCUUCUUUUUAAAAUAUAUAAUUUAAUUUAUAUAUUGCUAAUGCAUUGAAUUGUAACAUCUCACCUACAAAAAAACUGGGGCCUAACAGAAUAUUAUUAUUUUGAAGUAAUCAAAUUGUAGAUCAUGCAUCACGCACUUUGGUGGAUUUCAGCCUUAAUAGUUGCAGUUAAGGUCAGUAGAAGGUCAUAGAAGUGUCUACGAAGAAUGAAUGCACUCUGCCCUUUAAAAAAAUAUGUAUUUGGUACUUCUCUUUUGUUCUCAGUGUAUGAAUUGUGUUUGCUAAUAUUAGAAACUAUUAAAAGAUAUCUUAUCUGCGCCUUAACCCAUAGACCUUAACAUAUAUUUCACUUUGGCCUAACAUUUUCAUUUAGUUAUUUUUUUAAUCCUGAGAAUAUACUCGUAUAAAAUAAACGUCUCCACGUGAACAUGGGGGAAAAAAGUCUAGCGUGUACGUGCCCCGAGUGUUGUGUCAGCUCAAGUUGAAAAUGAUCUGCUUGAAUGAAAUAUUGGUUUCUAUUGGUACCCAACAUUUUCUCCGUAUCCUUGCAUCAGUUGAUUUAUUUAUGCAGUAUUGAACAUUAUGCAGAAUGGUUGUUUUCAGACUGUUGGUAUGGCUCAUGGAUGAAGUUGCCUCAGCGACAACAGCCUUUCCGGAAUAAUCUGUUGAGCAACAGCUGUUGUCUUCCUGACCGUUCUUGCCGUCGGAUGUUACAUGUUUUACUUUAUAUAUAUAUUUUUUAUGUAAAUGAUAAUUUAAUGUGACUUUUUUUCUAAGAAAGUGAUUACAAAUGUUAAUACAGGUGGGGGGAAAAGCAUUGGUUUAAAUAUCUAAACUAUACAGUGGUUCCUAUUCAGUUUAAAAAAUCCUUUAAUUCAAAUUACAUUACAUGUCAUUUAGCUGACUCUUUUAUCCAAAGCGACUUACAUUGCAUUAUAACCCGUGCAUUACAUUUUGCCUGGGGAGCAAUUAGGGGUUUGGUGUCUUGCUCAGGGACACAAGGCCUCAGUCACACUACGAACACACUGACCAUAAAGGAAUAAUAGUACUGUCACGUGUUCAGAUAAUUUUCCAGAUUUCCUUGUACCUUUUGUCCCAGUGUCCACAUUUUUAUGGGCAUUUUGUGUCGAUCGACAGUGUUUUUAUAUGUUGAUUAUUGUCCUUUGCGGUAGACAUGGCAAUCCAAAGUGACUAUGUGAAAGAACAACUAAGCAAGUGGGGGGGGUUAAUAAAGUAUUAUGCAUAUUGAAACAAAACACUGCCAAUAUAAUUUUUUACGUGGAUACCUCUGAAAUAUAAACUGUGAACACACUAAAACAACAUCAACUGACCCGGUCCCAUGAAUACAUCACCAUCCGGUAGUUAACAGUCGGUGAUGGCUGUCAACUCACAUUUAUAGUUAGCAUCAGUGCAAAGAGGACUGAAAUGACACACUGGGUUUGAUGACAUUAUGAAAAUCUUGAGUUAUGGACAGCUAUCUUUCAAUUAACUUUUGUUUCCCUAUUUUUGAUUGUAUUAAACUCAUUAACUGGU
Messenger RNA from Pungitius pungitius (ninespine stickleback), 5073 nucleotides. It is a transcript of the gene garem1, whose product is annotated as GRB2 associated, regulator of MAPK1. Gene Ontology annotation, biological process: cellular response to epidermal growth factor stimulus; epidermal growth factor receptor signaling pathway. NCBI's taxonomy places the organism in Eukaryota, Metazoa, Chordata, Actinopteri, Perciformes, Gasterosteidae. Gene Ontology annotation, molecular function: proline-rich region binding. The coding region runs from base 254 to 2821 and encodes 855 amino acids. The record is from RefSeq and is a predicted model, not a curated record. The transcript is spliced from 6 exons.